AUGAGCGUCCCGCUGACGACCCUCAGCCAGGGCUGCAUCGACUCGCCUCCUCCCCAGCCGGAGAUGAGAGAAGUUGACGAGGAGAAUAGACAUGCUGCUUCGAUCAAUUCAUCUCACUCGAAUCUGCCGAAAUGGAACAAGCCGGCUAUCAAUCUGUGGAGGUUCGCGGCGGCGAACUAUACCUUUAUCAUCCUCGGUGCCAACGAUGCAGCGUAUGGGGCUGUGAUACCAUAUAUUGAAAAACAUUAUAAUAUCUCGUAUACAGUUGUCUCUCUGAUCUUCUUGUCGCCUCUGGGUGGCUAUGCAGCGGCAGCGACAUUCAGCAACAUGAUUCAUAUGAAGCUGGGUCAGCGUGGUAUUGCUUUCCUGGGGCCAUGCUCGCAUAUCCUGGCUUAUGUUGCUGUCUGUCUUCAUCCACCAUAUCCAGCCCUUAUCGUUGCCUUCAUUUUUGCUGGUUUCGGUAACGGAAUUGCCGAUGCAGCUUGGAAUGCAUGGAUAGGUGGCAUGGCAAAUGCAAAUGAACUCCUCGGUCUACUCCAUGGCUUCUACGGUCUAGGAGGAAUGCUUGCUCCUCUUAUUGCAACUGCUCUUAUUACCAAGGCCGGAUGGGAAUGGUACGAGUUUUACUAUUUGCUCGCCGGGGCCUCCUUCUUGUCUCUCGCCUUUUCCCUCCCGGCAUUCUGGAGUGCAACCGGAUCCAGAUAUCGAGAGGCUCACAGUGACUCAUACGAUGAAGUCGAAUGUCAUGGAAACAAUAUCAAUGCCUACACACCUCCGGUACAGGUAAACAAGCUUAUGGUUAAGCUGUUGGGCAAGACCAGGAUGGCAGAAGCGUUGAGUAACCGGGUAACCUGGAUAUGCAGUAUCUUCCUUGCAAUUUACGCCGGAGCAGAGGUCGGAUUGGGAGGUUGGAUUGUAACCUUCAUGAUAAAUGUCCGACAUGGUUCACCCUUUGACUCUGGAGUCACUGCUACAGGCUUCUGGCUGGGGAUUACACUAGGUCGGAUGAUCCUAGGGUUUGUUACCCCUAGAUGCUUCAAAACAGAAAAACAUGCCGUUGUGUUCUACCUUGGAUGUUGUAUUGGGCUGGACCUGGUAUUCUGGCUUGUCCCUAAUUUCUAUGCUUCUGCUAUCGCUGUUGCAUUUAUGGGUUUCUUCCUAGGGCCGUUGUUCCCAGCAGGUGUCGUUGCAGCAACUAAACUACUACCAAGAAACCUCCACGUUGCUGCUAUUGGUUUCACAUCGGCCAUGGGUGCCUCAGGAGCAAGUACUUUGCCGUUUGCUGUCGGUGCCAUCGCCCAGGCAAAAGGAGUCGAGGUUCUGCAGCCGUUCAUACUAGGAGUACUGAUUCUCUGUUUGUUAGUCUGGAUGUGUCUACCCAGUCUUCCAAGGAGCAACAUUCGCAUUUGA
Messenger RNA from Trichophyton rubrum CBS 118892, 1410 nucleotides. RefSeq lists its product as uncharacterized. Bases 1 to 1410 code for a protein of 469 amino acids. The record is from RefSeq and is a predicted model, not a curated record. Gene Ontology annotation, biological process: transmembrane transport. Lineage: Eukaryota; Fungi; Ascomycota; Eurotiomycetes; Onygenales; Arthrodermataceae. The transcript is spliced from 4 exons. Gene Ontology annotation, molecular function: transmembrane transporter activity. Gene Ontology annotation, cellular component: membrane.